UUGGAAAGCCUGACUUUAGGGAGAGGUUACAGACGCUGCGUGCGGUUCACACUGACGCUUUAAUCACAACUUUAUGCGGAUGCUAGCGAAGUUUGAUAUUCUAAGAAUUUCGCUUAGGUUCUGCAACAAUGCCUGCACUUGCGCUCAGCACCUACGUGGUAAUGUGACCAGAUAGCCUCUGCCGCUUUCUCCUUUGCCUCGGAGUUUAUCGUGGCCCACCCUGCGGCCGUUAAGUUGGCGUGGUAUUUCCAAGCAACGAUUGAAACUAUCAUUUCAAAAGAAGUCUGGACUGGUAGUGGUGGAUGAGCGAAGACCUGGAACUUGGACAUUUUUUUGUGUUUCCAUGAAAUCACACGGAUUGUCUGUCGCUACUGCUGUCCUAGGUAAUGAGGAAAAGAAAAUGGCGGCUGAAAAGGCUAGAGGCGAGGGCGAAGAGGGGCCCUUCAGUCUCACAGUCGAAGAGAAGAAGGCGCUUUGUGGAUUAGAUAGCAGCUUCUUCGGGUUCUUGAACCAAUGCAAAGAUGGCGCCAAGAUGAAGACGCUGUUGAGCAAGGCAAUUCACUGCUAUGAAUCUUUAAUAGUAAAAGCUGAAGGAAAAGUGGAAUCAGAUUUUUUUUGUCAAUUAGGUCACUUCAAUCUCUUACUGGAAGAUUAUUCAAAAGCAUUGUCAUCUUACCAGAGAUACUACAGUUUACAGACUGACUACUGGAAGAAUGCUGCCUUUUUAUAUGGUCUUGGUUUGGUCUACUUCUACUACAAUGCAUUUCAGUGGGCAAUUAGAGCAUUUCAAGAAGUUCUUUAUGUUGACCCUAAUUUUUGCAGAGCCAAGGAAAUUCAUUUACGACUUGGUUUUAUGUUCAAAGUGAAUACAGAUUAUGAGUCUAGUUUAAAGCAUUUUCAGCUGGCCCUGAUUGACUGUAAUGUCUGUACUUUGUCCAGUGUUGAAAUUCAGUUUCAUAUUGCUCACUUAUAUGAAACCCAGAAGAAAUACCAUUCUGCAAAAGCAGCCUAUGAACAACUUUUACAAAUUGAAAGCCUUCCAUCACAAGUCAAAGCAACUGUAUUACAACAGUUAGGUUGGAUGCACCAUAAUAUGGAUCUAGUAGGAGACAAGACCACCAAAGAAAGAUACGCUAUUCAGUAUCUCCAGAAGUCAUUGGAGGAAGAUCCUAAUUCUGGUCAGUCUUGGUAUUUCCUUGGAAGGUGUUACUCAUGUAUUGGGAAGGUUCAGGAUGCUUUUGUAUCUUAUAGACAAUCCAUUGAUAAAUCAGAAGCAAGUGCAGACACAUGGUGUUCCAUAGGGGUGCUCUAUCAACAACAAAAUCAACCUAUGGAUGCCUUGCAAGCCUAUAUAUGUGCUGUACAGUUGGAUCAUGGACAUGCAGCAGCCUGGAUGGACUUAGGUAUUCUUUAUGAAUCUUGCAACCAACCCCAGGAUGCCAUUAAAUGCUACUUAAAUGCAACUCGGAGCAAAAGCUGUAAUAACAUCUCUGCACUUACAUCAAGAAUUAAGUUUUUACAGGCUCAGUUGUGUAACCUUCCACAAAGUAGUCCACAGAAUAAAACUAAAUUACUUCCUAGUAUUGAGGAGGCGUGGAGCCUACCAAUCCCCGCAGAGCUUACCUCCAGGCAGGGUGCCAUGAACACAGCACAGCAGAAUAUUUCUGAUAGCUGGAAUAGUGUCCAGACAUCUUUGCAUCAUUUAGUACAACAGAAAGUUUAUACACAGUGCUUCACAACACAGAAAUUACAGAGUCUUGGUAGACAACCUCCAUUUCAAACUGAGUCUGCACUAUAUCUCCAAGCAGCUAGCACUAGUGAUCAGAAUCAGAAUGGAAAUCAUACUCAGCCUCAAAAUUCAAAGGGGGAUGCUCAAAACCACUUCUCCUUACAUAUUCCUACCUCAGAAGAACAAAAGAUCAUUAACUUUACCAAAGAGAGCAAGGAUUCAAGAAGUAAAUCUUUGAGUUCUAAAACAAGUAGGCAAGAUAGAGACGCAUCUAAUACCUGUGUUAAUGCAAAGGAGCAUUCUAAUCAUAUUAAUCAGAUCUCAUCAGUUCCUAUUUCCAGCCUUAAUAAUGAAGAUUCUGUGUCACCAAAUUUAAUAAUUCUAGACAAUCCUCAGCUUUCUGUCUUGGUUGGAGAAGUUAUUGACAGUGUGGACCGUGACACAGGAACUUGUGAUAAAGUCAGUAAUGUUCAUCCAGCCAUUCAGAAAAAGCCCAAUAAUCUUUCUGCUUCUUCACUCUCUUCAGCUAGUUCCACAGAAACACUUUCCCUAAAGCUCACUGAGCAGACACACAGUCCUCACAGUGGAUUACACACAAUUAAUGGAGAAAGGCAUGAGAACUCCGAGAGUUCUGUCAGUGUUAAUGUUGGCCUCAGACCUAGACCUCAAAUCAUACCAUCAAUGUCUGUGUCCAUAUACUCCAGUUCAACAGAAGUUCUGAAAGCGUGCAGGAAUCUAGGUAAAAAUGGUUUAUCUAAUGGUCAUAUUCUCUUGGAUUUAUGCCCACCUCCAAGACCACCAACUUCACCGUAUCCUCCCUUACCAAAGGAGAAAUUGAAUCCACCCACUCCUAGUAUUUAUUUGGAAAAUAAGCGCGAUGCCUUUUUCCCCCCAUUACAUCAAUUUUGCAUCAAUCCAAAAAAUCCUGUUACGGUAAUACGCGGCCUUGCUGGAGCUCUUAAGUUAGAUCUUGGACUUUUCUCAACCAAAACUUUGGUAGAAGCUAACAAUGAGCAUAUCGUAGAAGUGAGGACUCAAUUGUUGCAGCCAGCAGAUGAAAACUGGGAUCCCUCUGGAACAAAAAAAAUCUGGCGAUAUGAAAAUAAAAGUUCUCAUACUACAAUUGCUAAAUAUGCACAGUACCAGGCCUGCUCCUUCCAGGAAUCAUUGAGAGAAGAAAAUGAGAGAAGAACACAAGUUAAAGACUAUUCAGAUAAUGAAUCAACAUGUUCAGAUAUUUCUGGAAGGAGACAAAAAGCACCCUUUAAAACCAUAAAAUGUGGGAUUAACAUUGAUCUGUCUGAUAACAAAAAGUGGAAGUUGCAGUUACAUGAGCUGACUAAGCUUCCUGCUUUUGUACGUGUGGUAUCAGCAGGGAAUCUUCUCAGUCAUGUUGGCUAUACUAUACUGGGGAUGAAUUCAGUUCAACUAUGUAUGAAAGUUCCAGGGAGUAGAAUACCAGGUCACCAAGAAAAUAAUAACUUCUGUUCUGUUAACAUAAAUAUUGGUCCAGGUGAUUGUGAAUGGUUUGUUGUACCUGAAGAUUAUUGGGGUGUUCUGAAUGACUUCUGUGAAAAAAAUAAUUUAAAUUUCCUGAUGAGUUCUUGGUGGCCAAACCUAGAAGAUCUUUAUGAAGCAAAUGUUCCUGUUUAUAGGUUUAUUCAGCGACCUGGAGAUUUGGUCUGGAUAAAUGCAGGCACUGUUUACUGGGUUCAGGCUGUUGGGUGGUGUAACAACAUCACCUGGAAUGUUGGUCCACUCACAGCCUUCCAAUAUAAAUUAGCAAUUGAACGAUAUGAAUGGAACAAAUUGCAAAGUAUCAAGUCAGUAGUACCCAUGGUUCAUCUUUCAUGGAAUAUGGCACGAAAUAUCAAAAUCUCAGAUCCAAAGCUUUUUGAAAUGAUUAAAUAUUGUCUCCUCAAGAUCCUAAAACAGUGUCAGACUUUGAGAGAAGCUCUUGUUGCAGCGGGGAAAGAGGUUUUGUGGCAUGGGAGGAUAAAUGAUGAACCAGCUCCUUACUGUAGCAUCUGUGAGGUGGAAGUUUUUAAUUUGCUUUUUGUCACUAACGAAAGCAAUUCUCAAAAGACAUAUAUAGUACACUGUCAAAACUGUGCACGAAAAACAAGUGGAAAUUUGGAAAAUUUUGUGGUGCUAGAACAGUACAAAAUGGAGGACCUGAUUCAAGUCUGUGACCAAUUUACAUUAGCUCCUUCGUUAUCUUCUACAUCUUAAUACUGUUCCAGAAAUACUGAGGCCAUUGUUCUUCAUGAAAUAUACUACUUAUUUUAUUGUUACUUCAUAAGACUGCUAUCUCAAAGCAAAGUCUAUGCAACCUUUCAAGAGUAGGGAAUCAGGAGACUAAACAGAGAGCACUACUAAUAUUCCAAGAUUUACAAUGUUGGCCCAGAUGUAUUUCAUAAUUAAAAAUAAUUAAUAGUAAUAGUGGUUUGUAUAUAUCUACCAGAAAUACCAUUUUGACACAGACUAAUAGCUUGGAAACAACUCUUUUUAUGUCUGCAUUUCUGGACUGGCAGAUUUCCUUAUGCUUGUAAGUUACCCAAAGUUUUUUCUUCAAAAUCAAAUAGUAUCUUAUUUGGCAACUAACAAAUUGAAAAACAAUUUUUUUUACAGAUUUUUUUCUAGAGUCAAAAUAAUAUGAAAAAGGCUUAUAGUGAUUUGUCACUAUUGUUUUAAAGUCUUGAUUUCAUGCGAUUACAAAAUAAAAAUAUUAACAGACAGGUAAAAAGAUUAUAAGUCAUAUGUAAAUUUUUCAAAUUGGUGGGUUUUUGUUUUUAAUCUUGACACAAACUUAAACUAUUUAAAUAUAUAUGAAAAAAAAUAUAUAUUGCUUGAAAAUACUUGUGAAUGGAAUGUUGUUAUUUUUUCUAGAUUCACUUGCCAUUAAAUACUAAGGAGUUGUUUAAUUUUAAAUGCCACAAUUAAAUUUUGUAUGUGUAAAUAAAGCUACUUAGCAUUGUACAUAAACUUUUAUUAAAAUUGUUUAGUGUUUAAAGGA
Messenger RNA from Mastomys coucha (southern multimammate mouse), 4745 nucleotides. Its product is annotated as histone demethylase UTY. NCBI's taxonomy places the organism in Eukaryota, Metazoa, Chordata, Mammalia, Rodentia, Muridae. Gene Ontology annotation, molecular function: histone H3K27me2/H3K27me3 demethylase activity; protein binding; RNA polymerase II cis-regulatory region sequence-specific DNA binding. The record is from RefSeq and is a predicted model, not a curated record. The transcript is spliced from 27 exons. The coding region runs from base 344 to 3961 and encodes 1205 amino acids. Gene Ontology annotation, cellular component: MLL3/4 complex. Gene Ontology annotation, biological process: heart development; regulation of gene expression.